UGCAUUGGCUUGUGGGUUUGCCGGAGAGGAGUUUACUGAGCGUUUCCAUCUCGGGUUGAGGCCGACCGGAUAAAGAGUCCAUGACUGCUGUGUCAGUGGAAACAAACGAAUUUCUCAGUCGUCGUUUUCUCAUUCGUUCAUCAUCCGGCGACGCUGAAAUAUUCCGCGUAAUCCGAUUUGGUCCGGUAUUGGAGAUACCUGAUGAACUUCAGUUGCAGCUUUGCAUUAAAGUGUCGUCUUGGCCUCUGUUGCUUGACUGCGCUGCAUCUUCCGUUUUUAUCAAUAUGUCAGGAAGGAAAGAGACUGUGCUGGAUCUGGCCAAGUUUGUGGAUAGGGGAGUGUCGGUGAAGCUGAGUGGUGGUCGACAAGUGACAGGAAUUUUGAAAGGAUAUGACCAACUUUUGAAUUUGGUGCUUGACGAGGCCACGGAAAACUUGAGAGACUCGGACGAUCCUAUGAAGACCACGGACCAAAUAAGACAAUUGGGCUUGAUUGUCUGCAGAGGAACUGCUGUCAUGUUGGUUGCCCCAACAGAUGGUACUGAGGAGAUACCAAAUCCGUUUCUUCAAAACGAGACCCCCGCCGCUACUUGAUCGGUAUUUUCAUCACCUACAAUCUUCAGGUUUACAGAAGAGAGCUACUCUGCCAUCAGCUGUUCCUGCGUCAUCUACAUUGUCCUCUGAAAAUGAUAGUUCCUGGACGAGAAGAAAAAUGAAAUAUUUAAAUUUAGUAAUGACUGAGGUCCUGACCUAAUUUCUGAAAACACAUGUACAACAGCACAUACUAUUGAAUGUGGUUCUAGAUGUGCAUAAUAUUUAAGUCAAUGAAGAGACUGACUAUAGUGCUUUGAUUGCUGUAA
This is a messenger RNA of Physcomitrium patens, 859 nucleotides long. Its product is annotated as sm-like protein LSM7. Gene Ontology annotation, molecular function: RNA binding. Gene Ontology annotation, cellular component: U2-type prespliceosome; U12-type spliceosomal complex; U6 snRNP. The record is from RefSeq and is a predicted model, not a curated record. Lineage: Eukaryota; Viridiplantae; Streptophyta; Bryopsida; Funariales; Funariaceae. Gene Ontology annotation, biological process: mRNA splicing, via spliceosome; nuclear-transcribed mRNA catabolic process.